GCAGGACUGGCUAGCUUGUGCUUAGGGCUGCUACCGAUAUUCAGCGGCCAUGCAGUACAUGCUGCGGACUCGUCAUACCUGGGCGGUGGUGGAGGUAGCGGUGGCAGCCUGCAGGGCCGCGUGGCGGAGCUCCGCAUGUUCCAGAGUAUGUUCGGCAGCCGGAGCAGCCCCACGCAGCAGCUCGCAGCGGACGUGCAGGCGGUGCAGGGGGUGGUGCAGCGGGCGGAGCUGCUGCUGCGGGCGGGGGACGCAGAUGGCGCGCGGGCGCUGCUGUCGCAGCAGGGGCGCGAGGUGGGCAAGCUCGCGUAUGGCCUAGGCUACGGCACGGAGGCCUACCGACUGCUACCAACGGAGACAGGCAGGCAGGUGCUGAGCAAGCUGGAGGCUGCGCGUGCGGCACUGGCUGCAGCGGGCGCUGUGGCGGCAGCCGGUGAAACACAGGCACCAGAUGCAGCUGGCAGUGGCGGCAAUGGUGGUGAAGGGGGCAGAAGCGGCAUGGCCGCCAUGACUGCUGAGGGAGUUGGCAGCGUGGCGCGCAAUGAUGGAGCUGCUGAUGUUGCAACAGCGCGGUUGAGGGAUUUAGGGGCUCUGCUGAAGGCCGUGGCAGACUAUCUUGAAGCUGCAGGUGACUAGGAUGCCAGAUGCCGUCGUGUGGGCUGUGCAUGCGGCAGUGGGGCAACCACCAUGCAAUGAAGCAGACUCAACUCGGGCUAACGUUCGGCGCCACUUGAUCGGCCGACUGUGUCGUAUUUGUUCUUGCACUAAAGUUUUUAUGGGGUCACUUUAGACGGCUGCAUCCCCUUGCUCCUUGACAGUUUUAACGUUCCGUUGUGGCUUGUCUUCAGUCCUUCACGUCGC
Chlamydomonas reinhardtii is the source of this 858-nucleotide messenger RNA. RefSeq lists its product as uncharacterized. NCBI's taxonomy places the organism in Eukaryota, Viridiplantae, Chlorophyta, Chlorophyceae, Chlamydomonadales, Chlamydomonadaceae. The coding region runs from base 148 to 633 and encodes 161 amino acids. The transcript has 4 exons. The record is from RefSeq and is a predicted model, not a curated record.